AUCACUCCGUAAUCGUAGAAUUUCGACACAUCACGCAUGGAUUAUGGGAUUCGGAUGUAAUUUGUUAGAUAUUUAUUAUUCUCAUCAAUUAUAUGCCUUCUUCAACCACUUCAGUUGCUAAACUUCCUGGUGAAGCAGAUAUGGUUGCCCCACCUCAUAGAAUAUAUAACAUACGAGGUUGUCGUGUUGUGACACUAACCUUCUUUGUCUUGUUCACUGCACUGUUAUUCUACGUCAGUUUUGCGGACGUUUCUAUUCCAAAACUAUUAUAUUUAACGCCUAAACAAAGCUCCUUGGCCGAGGUCCAUGGAAUUAUGUUUGAUGCUGGUAGUACGGGGAGUCGAAUUCAUGUUUUUACCUUUGUUAGAGGAAAAGGAGGACAACUGGAGCUUUCUAAUGAAUUUUUCCACGAAGUAAAGCCUGGUCUUUCUUCAUACGCUGACAAUCCAAAACAGGGAUCCCAGUCAAUUGAGAGACUUCUUCAAAAGUCAGAAGAUAUCAUACCAAAACAAAGAUGGAAAUACACCCCUGUGGCACUAAAAGCUACAGCUGGUUUAAGACUGCUUCCAUCAAAUUCUUCUAAACAAUUACUAGAGGAGGUGCGAAGAUUGUUUCAAGAAUCACCAUAUCAUUUUUCUCAAGAGAGUAAUGUUGACAUUAUGGACGGACCUGAUGAAGGGCUGUUUGCUUGGAUUACAGUUAAUUUUUUGUUAGGUGGCCUUAAAAGUGAUGAUUCAAAACUAUUUGGAACCUUGGACCUUGGUGGUGGAUCAACACAAAUCACACUGUGUCCUGUUCAUCAGGAAACUCUUCAAGAAGCUCCUGUGGGAUUCCGAAGAUAUCUAACAAUAGCCAAGAGAAAGUUUCCUUUGUACACUCACAGUUAUCUAGGUCUUGGGCUCAUGGCAGCAAGAACAGCCAUAUUAGAGUCAGGAACAGCUGGGAAUGGUGUAGAUGUCAAACUCAGUCCGUGUAUACAUUACAACUUCAGAGGAAGCUGGAAAUUUGGCAUUCACAAAAGUAUUGAAAUUAGUGGUGACAGUAGAUAUGGAUAUUCUGGAUGUUUGGAGGAUGCCAAGAAAGUUCUGGCUAAAUUCCAAGUUCAUAAACCAGUUGGAAUUGACUCAAUACAGAUGUAUGCCUUUUCAUACUACUAUGACAGAGCAGUGGAUUUGGGGCUAAUUGACUUAGAGAAGGGUGGAACGAUCACUGUUGGUCAAUUUAAAGAGGGUGCCGAACAAGCUUGUUCCAAUGAAUCAAAGACGUCGCCAUACCUCUGCUUGGAUUCCACUUACAUAGUAGCUCUUUUAAUGGAAGGAUUUGGUUUCACAGAAGAAAGAAAACUGACUCUUAAAAAGAAAAUCGAUGGUGUUGAAGUAAGCUGGGCCCUAGGUGCUACUCUUGAUCUUUUUGACAAAAUGACGUAACGUCAAGUCGAGUCAGGAAACUUUUCCUCAUCGAGUGGUUGAGCCGAGUUCGUCUUGCUGUUCCGCAAAUAAUAGUUGCUUUCAAUUGAAUUGAACGAUAUUUAAUGGUAAAGAACAGCCACAAGGUGUAUUUGUAUUUCAAAUGUUACCAAUGGGGACUUAAUCGUUCAGGCAAGGAAUUGUUUUGCACAAUAGGAAUAACGAACACUUCAAAUCCA
Molecule: messenger RNA, 1645 nt
Organism: Pocillopora damicornis (cauliflower coral)
Lineage: Eukaryota; Metazoa; Cnidaria; Anthozoa; Scleractinia; Pocilloporidae
Product: nucleoside diphosphate phosphatase ENTPD5
Molecular function (GO): hydrolase activity
Source: RefSeq, a predicted model, not a curated record